UGUGGGGUGCGGGGCGUAGGGUGAGGAGAGCAAACAGGCGCUGGCAGCCCAGAGGUUCUCGACUUCCCCUUCUUCCUGCAGAAGGCGGCGGGAAGGCAGCCAGACAGCAGCACGGCACAGAUCAGCCGCUCUGGGCCUCUCCCUGCCCCACUCCCCAGAGGUUCUGUCCUUAUCCCCGGAACUAGUGACAUCCCUGGAGCAGCAAGCAACUUAGCCACCCAGCCAUCUUUAGGAGGCUGCAGUGCACCACGGGAGAGCGCUUGAGGUGAGUUUGUGUCUCAGCCUGACCACUGGCCUCCUGAAGAACCCCAGACAACCUUGUGCGGUAUUCAGUUUCCCCACGGUCAGCUGGAACCAUCUUGGGAGUCAGGGCGGGAGCUGGUUCUUGGAGGAGACAGAGCACAGGACAUGGAUCACCAUGGGGUCCUUUUCCUCUGCCUGUGCCUCGUGACUUCUCAGAGCAGGACAGUGGAGGCGUCUGAAGAAACCCUGCUCUGGAUGAAGAGAAUGGAGAUGGUGACCAGGAGCCGGAGCUUGACUUCUUUUGCUGAGCUCAUCCACGGCCUGGAGUGUAGGCUGCUCAACGCCAGCUUCAGGGGCCACAACCUCACUUUGCAGACGAACACCAUCCAGACACUGGCCUUCAAGCUGGGCUGCGAUUUCACUGGCCUCUCACUGAGCAGUGCUGCUCUGGGGCGGGUCCCCCAGGCCCCAGCCCAGCACGCCAUGCAGUUCCCAGCCGAGCUGACCAGAGAUGCCUGCAGGACCCACCAGAGGGAACUGCGUCUCAUCUGCAUCUACUUCUCCACUACCCACUUUUUCCAGGAUGGACAAAGCAGGGUGGGCACUGGCCCCUUCCUGGGGGCAUCACAGAAAGACAUCAACUCAUCUCUGCUCAAUAACUAUGUCCUGGGGGCCCAGCUGGGCCAUGGACAUGUGCACAACCUCAGUGAGCCAGUGAACAUCAGCUUCUGGCACAACCAAAGCCUGGAAGGCUACAUGGUGACUUGUGUCUUCUGGAAGGAGGGAGCCAGCAAACAGCACUGGGGGGUCUGGAGCCCUGAGGGCUGUCGCACAGAGCAGCCCUCACCUUCCCAGGUGCUCUGCCGCUGCAACCACCUCACCUACUUUGCUGUUCUCAUGCAACUCUCUCCGGCCCCAGUCCCUGCAGAGUUGCUGGCGCCUCUCACGUACAUCUCCCUGGUGGGCUGCAGCAUCUCCAUCGUGGCCUCACUGCUCACUGUCCUGCUGCACUUCUAUGCCAGGAAGCAGAGUGACUCCAUAACACGCAUCCACAUGAACCUGCACGCCUCUGUGCUGUUCCUCAAUGUCGCCUUCCUGCUGAGCCCAGUGCUGGCCAUGCCCCCUGUGCCCAGGUCAGCAUGCACGGCCCUGGCCGCCAUCCUGCACUACGCACUGCUCAGCUGCCUCACCUGGAUGGCCAUUGAAGGCUUCAACCUCUACCUCCUACUUGGGCGUGUCUACAACGUGUACAUCCGCCGAUACGUGCUCAAGCUCUGUGCCGUGGGCUGGGGGGUCCCAGCUUCCCUGGUGCUGCUCCUUCUUGCCGUCAAGAGCUCAGUUUACGGACCUUACGUGAUCCCUCUCUCCAACAGCCAGGGAAACAGCACGGGCUUCCAGAACAUGUCCAUAUGCUGGGUGCGGAACCCUGGGGUGCACAGUGUCCUGGUGAUGGGCUAUGGUGGCCUCACGUCCCUUUUCAACCUGGUGGUGCUGGCCUGGGCGCUGCGGGUCCUGCACAGACUGCGGGCAAAGGAGAAGGCGCCAGGCCCUCGGGCCUGCCGGGACACCGUCACCGUGCUGGGCCUGACCGUGCUCCUGGGCACCACCUGGGCCUUGGCCUUCUUCUCCUUUGGCGUCUUCCUGCUGCCCCAGCUCUUCCUCUUCACCAUCUUCAACUCGCUCUACGGUUUCUUCCUUUUCCUGUGGUUCUGCUCCCAGAGGUGCCGCUCAGAGGCAGAGGCGGAGGCGGAGAUGGAGGCAUUCAGUUCCUCCCAUACGAUGCAGUAGUCUGGACUGUCUGAGCCUCCUGGUACAGAACCCCCAGCCUAUCUGGCUGCCUGCAGCCCGAGACCCUGGCUUCUACCAGAGAAGAUGGCAGGCCAGCUGCUGGACACCAGAGACCACUGUGCCCUCCAGGGUGCUUUUGCACCUCCAUAGCUCCCCAGGCCCAGGGGGCAGGGUGUUGCUCUGCUUCCCCUAGCAUUCUGCUCUGAGGCAGGUCCAACCCCACGCUGGGGCAGCAAACUUUCUCCUGGUGCCUGGGCUGAUCUGGCCAGGCCUAUGGCCAGAGCACUGGCCUGGAAGUCAGGAGAUCACAUUUUAAGGCUUGGCUCUGAGUCUCCCUGUAUGACCUUGGGCCUGUCAUUUCUCAUUGACCCUUGGUUUUCACAUCUGUGACAUGGGGGAAGAUGGCUCUGGUCCUGCCUAAUCCCAGAGCUUUGUUCGGGAUGAAUGGGACCAGGAAGGAGGAGGUCACAGUGGGGUGGGGAUCCCCACCCUGGCCCUAUUACCGCUACCUGUCUUUUGGGGGCUGGGUAUUGGCCAGCCUCCACUGGAAACACCUGAUGGGCCCUGCUCCCUUCCUCUGGGAGAGUCAGCCCUGGCCAGGGGUCCUCAGCCCAGUGCUUAGAGACCUACUCACUGAGACUUCACCAGCCUAUGCCUGAGGCCUCUUUUCCUUUAGCUCCCAACUUAUGGUGACUUUAAUUCCAAGCCUACCUUUCCCAAAGAUUGGGAAGUCCCAUCCUUCCCAGAGGCUCCUCCUCCAGGGCGCCUAAGACCCCCAUAGGACCCCCAUAUAGACCAGAGACUGGGCAAUACAGCUUUCUGGAGGUAGAAGCAGGGCACCUCUUUCCCCUCCAUCUGAGCUCCAGUCACCCUGAUAUUUGAUGACUGGGCAGGAAUGAAUUUCCUCUGGUAGGCAGGCAUGAGGGUGUGGGUUCUAAAUCCCAUGCUCAGGUCACAGUUGUAGAGAAUCACCAUUGCGCUUGACCUGUCCUGUCUGACCAAGCCGGGGACUGCCCAUGAAGCCAACGCCUUUCCAAGGAUGCACACCAGGGGGCGCUGUUGGCACAUGCUCAGAAGCCCUUGACUCCAAAACCAUGCCUGGAGAUGCUGUGGUUGCCUGUCUGUGGACAUGACACACCAGAUGGAGAGGCCCUCCCUGCCUCCAGGACUGCACUUGUGGAGUGACUGACGAGAGGAAUGCUAGCACCAUCUAUGCAGCCUUUUCUCUUUUCCAAAGCAGCUGCCCGCUCUAGCUCUUGGAGUCUUGUGCUCUGGCAGACCAGGCACUAGAGCUGUGGGCUGGGGUAGGCUCCCAGGGCCCCACUCCAGGCCAUCAGACAGAUUCUAAUGACUUUGAAUGUCACAGAGAGGGAAUUGGAGCCGGAUCCCUUUUCUCCCUGGAGGUCUCCCUCUGCCCUUUGCUCAUUUCUUGAUGUAAAUUGCCCUUGUGGCGAGUGGUGCAGGCUCUGGGAGCCAGACUGCCUGGGCUCAAAUGCCAUCGUUGUCAUUUGUCAGCUGUGUGACUGUGGACAAGCCACUCCACCUCGCUGUUCUUCAGUUUUCCUAUCUGUAAAAUAGGGGUAAUAGUAGUACCUAUUUUGUAUUUAAAUAAAAUAAUCCAUAGAAAGAUGCUUA
This is a messenger RNA of Vicugna pacos (alpaca), 3666 nucleotides long. RefSeq names its product adhesion G protein-coupled receptor G5 (gene ADGRG5). NCBI's taxonomy places the organism in Eukaryota, Metazoa, Chordata, Mammalia, Artiodactyla, Camelidae. Gene Ontology annotation, molecular function: G protein-coupled receptor activity. Gene Ontology annotation, biological process: cell surface receptor signaling pathway; adenylate cyclase-activating G protein-coupled receptor signaling pathway. Gene Ontology annotation, cellular component: plasma membrane. The record is from RefSeq and is a predicted model, not a curated record.